Cylindrotheca closterium is the source of this 257-nucleotide messenger RNA. Lineage: Eukaryota; Bacillariophyta; Bacillariophyceae; Bacillariales; Bacillariaceae. The record is from the annotation of a GenBank genome assembly.
AUGCAACUGAACGUCAUUUGGUUGGAACCCUCUGAAGACAAUUGGAAGGUGAUUGAUCUAGUUGGUUUGUCGACAUCCGAAUCGAUUGUGGAAGAAGGAAGAAAAGGAAGCAGUCGAGGUAAUACGCCAAAAAAGGAGAAGAGACCCUAUGCCUAUGCCUUUUACGCCACAACCUCCGCUUAUGCCUGCGGUGCCUUUGUGCAAGUGGCUCAGUUGAGAGAUCUAGGAACACCUGCCAGCAUUGAUUUCGUACUAUU